Molecule: messenger RNA, 465 nt
Organism: Marmota flaviventris (yellow-bellied marmot)
Lineage: Eukaryota; Metazoa; Chordata; Mammalia; Rodentia; Sciuridae
Gene: Spata19
Product: spermatogenesis associated 19
Cellular component (GO): sperm midpiece
Source: RefSeq, a predicted model, not a curated record
AUGAUCAUUACAACAUGGAUUUUGUACAUUCUCGCCCGGAAAGGUAUAGGGCUCCCCUUCCCACCAAGGAUGAGUUCGGAUGUUGAAGUUGUGGAAAGUGAGGCUGUAUCGGUAGUAGAGCACUGGUUGAAAAAGACAGAAGAGGAGGCUUCCCAGGACAUAAAGGAGAAGAUGUCCACCAACUCUUCUCCUACUCAUGGCCAAGAUGUGCACGUGACCAGAGAUGUGGUGAAGCACCAACUUUCGAAGUCUGAUCUAUUAGCAAACCAGAGUCAAGAGGUACUGGAGGAGAGAACAAGGAUUCAGUUCAUAAGAUGGAGCCAUACCCGUGUCUUCCAAGUGCCAAGUGAGAUGAUGGAUGACGUCAUACAAGAUCGAAUAGAGCAAGUGAGACGAAGCAUUUCCCAUCUUAGGACCGACUCAUGUCAGGACACAAGUUUCCGAUCUUCCCUCUCAAACUGCUGA